AAACACGAGAAGAAGUGACAAGUAGUUGAAAACCCGAUGGUACGGUUACUACUAGGAAACAAUUGUUGCGAUAAAAAGUGUUUAAAAGAAGCGAACAAUAUAACUAUGCACGUGUAUAAGUAUGAACAAAAAUUUAAUUUUAUAUUCUGCUAUUGUUAAGUCUCCGAUACUCUGUUACACGCGCAACACCACGCAACACUCAGGUGGUGAAAGUGAGAGGUUCGAAUGAAAUGGAUUCACCGAUUCUGAGUCGUUCAAUUGUGAUGCAUAAAUAGUGAAACCAAGUGAAAUAGUAUGACAUUGACAUAAGAUUUUAAUAAUAGUUUUGUAACCUAGUUUGUCUGGUCUGUACGACUAUAUUUCGUAAACAAUCGAAGGUACAAAAUUUGCGUUUUGACGUUCGUUUAACAUUGUUCAAAUUACACAACAAUCAUGCUAGUUCCAGUAGAAUUCUUAGAGAUACAUGUACCGUAAACAGUUACCUGAAAAGACACGUAUAUUUCUUAUAUCGAUAAAUGCAAGUGCAUGCAAGUGACAGUAAUUGAGGAGUAAUCAAUCGCAAUAUACAUGCCUCGCAAACGAAGGAAAAAGCUAGAUAAAUGAAAAUACGAUGCCAGAAGUACACAAAUUAGAGCGAUAAAGUGAUAAGUUUAUCGAGUUUUCUGGUUUGACGUUUUAAAUAUACAAACGAUGGCACCCACGAGAGAUAAGUGGGUGAGGCGUUUUAUUAUUCCUGAAACGACACUACAUAAGAAAGGCUUCACUAUUUACAAAGUCACAUCUGUGGUAUUUUUAAAAUCGUCUCACGAAGAAAUUUCCAAAGUAUCUGUAUGGAAACGAUACAAUGAUUUUAAGAAACUUCAUUCUGAAUUAAGUGUACUGUGCUCACGAUCUCAAAUUAAAGAAAGUUUCCCAUUGUUACCAAAGCCAAAAUUUUUUGGCAGGUUUGAAACAGAAGUAAUCGAAGAAAGGAGAGAAAGCGCAUUGAAGUUUUUAGAAUUUAUCGGAAGGCAUUCGUAUUUAUACUCUAGUGAUAUUUUCAUAAAGUUUUUUGAAACUAGUCACGCAGAUUAUUCCUUAAGCGAUUGUUCUCAAUCUCUCAGUUCUGACACAUCAGUUGAAGAUGAUCAUCGUACUUACAUAAAUGCUUUACCCACUGAUGACAUUGUUUCACAAAAUAUUUUUCAACCUAAAAGUAUUCAAAAUUCAUUACCAAAUUCGUGUUCCAUAUUAUCUAUUUCUGUUCCCAAAGAUGAAGUAAAACAUUCUCAAGAGAUAUCUAAAUGUACAGAAUUACAAUCUUCGCAAUUAAAUAACACAGAUUACAAAACUGAGAAUGAAAAGAUAUCCACAACAAAAAACACAAUUACUAAUAUAUUUGUAAAACAUAGUGAUUCAGAAAAAAUGAUAUCAACACUGGAGGAUAAUCAAUUAAUAUCUACUAAGAAUAACAAUUGUUAUAAAGACUCCAAUCGUAAUGUAAAAGAUGGCAAUGAUAUUGUACUUGUACAAACAUCAAAUAAUAAUACAAAAGUUAAUGUAGCUACUGAAGAUUUAGGGUCUUCAAUAAUGGCACACGAUGGAUCUGAUUUACCGCAAUCGUGGCCAGAUUCUUCGCAGUAUAUUUUAAUUGCUGCUGCACAUAUGAGCGCAGCUUUUAGACAUGAAGAUCUUACAGAGUACGAAGAAGCAUUUACCCAGUAUAAAAUGGGCAUAUCCAGUUUACGAACGGGAGUUGAAUGCGAUUCAAAUAAAAUGAGAGCAGAAAUAAUUAAACAAAAAAUAUCGAAAUACUUAAAGCGUGCUGAGAAACUUUACAAUAGAUAUUUGAAUUGUAAUAUCUCUUUAUUAAGUAAACCUAUCUCAGAACUUCAACAUUAUAAAGCAGUCAAAAUUAUUGAAUCGGUGAUGCUCGUAAAGGACGUCCGCCGAAACUGUCUCAAUAUCGUGAAGGCUAUAGAAAAAUCAUCUACAAAUAAAGAAAAUAUAAGUAAUUACAUAUUGCGCGGGCAAGUACCGUACAUGGUACAAUUACAUGCAUGCAUUGAGACAGAAACAACAGCAUUCUUAAUUUUGCAAUAUCUAAGCCGUGGAAAGUUAUGGGAUUUUAUAACAUCACAUUACAACUCCAGUAGUAAUGAAAUGCGUGAUAAAAUAGUUUUGGAAAAUAAUACUGAAAAAUCAGUCAUUGAUAAUAAUAUUAUUUUAGAACAAAACAAUUCCAAAAAUGAAAUUGAAAGCACUACUGCAUCAAUAGAAAAUUUAAAUUUCCUUAGUACAAAUUAUAAAGUACAAAUGGAGAUGCAUCCAAUGACAUUAGAAGAAAAAUAUGAGAACUAUAGGGAUGUAUCUACGACACAAUUGUUAGAAAAGGCACAAAUAUUGUUGCAAUCGGUUAAUGCAACUUUGAAAGAAAGUAAUACUGUUGCUAGCCGAUUACAUGAUUCUCAUUGUUUAAUGAAUCAUGAGGAUAACACUACAUUAUUAAAUUUGAAAAAUAGCAGGUGUCAGUCUAAAGAUUGGAAUGGAGCAUCAGUGGAUGUUAAUGAAAUAUCGUUACAAAUUGACGGUAUAAACAAAAACACUGUAAUCGAAAAAAUACCUGAAAAUGUGAUAAUUUCGAAUUAUUUACCACUAAACAAUACUAACAAAAUAAAAAGUCAGUGCAGUACCGAUAAUUCGUCGUUGAGCGAUAGUUGUAAAGAUCUGAGUUUUGAUGAAAAAGAGUCAACAAGUUCUUCAAUGGAUAAUUUAAAAUUUGUUAGCAAACAUAUUGCGAUAAAACGUCUAAAUAGUAAUAAAACUACUAACAUUACAGAUCGCUGUGAAUUAAAUCGGUCGAUAGAAUCCUAUAACAAAUCUGAAGAAAUAAAUUAUUGUUCAUCAGAUAAUAAAAAAAUACAAUAUAUGAACACUACUCUAUUACUAGAAUCAACAAAAAACAAUUCGGAUGUUGAACAGGAACUUUGGAUAAUACCAGAAAAUGUAAUACGUCUCUGGGCUGCUGAAAUACUUUUAGCUUUGGAAGGGUUACAUCAACAAGAAGUUCUAGUCUUUGAUUUAAAACCGGAUAACAUAUUACUUGAUGAUCAUGGACAUGUUCAGUUGACGUAUGUUGUACCCAGUCAAGACGUAGAUUUAUUGAAAUAUAAGCACCCAUAUGCGUCUCCUGAACUGUGUAUGUUUUCGCCUAUGAUCACUCUUACUUCUGCAACGGAUAUUUGGAGUUUUGGGGUUAUCUUGUAUGAAUUACUAGUAGGCAAUAAAUUUCAGACAAAACACCCGUGCGUAUUUCAAUCGCAUUCCAUAAUUAACAUUCCUAGUAAGCUGUCGGAGGAUGCGAAAUCUCUACUUCUUAAUAUAUUGAAAUACCAACCAUACGAAAGGAUGACAAUACCUGAGAUAAAACAACAUCCCUUCUUCAAAGACAUUAAUUGGUCAAGUCUGGUAAAUACACUGUAAGGUUAUUAGGUAGUACAUCAAUAUUGAUAAAGUUCUUUUC
This is a messenger RNA of Hylaeus anthracinus, 3502 nucleotides long. RefSeq lists its product as uncharacterized. Gene Ontology annotation, biological process: protein phosphorylation. Gene Ontology annotation, molecular function: ATP binding; protein kinase activity; phosphatidylinositol binding. The record is from RefSeq and is a predicted model, not a curated record. NCBI's taxonomy places the organism in Eukaryota, Metazoa, Arthropoda, Insecta, Hymenoptera, Colletidae. The coding region runs from base 691 to 3462 and encodes 923 amino acids. The transcript has 6 exons.